Neogale vison (American mink) is the source of this 630-nucleotide messenger RNA. Its product is annotated as histone H2A type 1-B. Gene Ontology annotation, cellular component: nucleosome. The transcript has a single exon. The record is from RefSeq and is a predicted model, not a curated record. NCBI's taxonomy places the organism in Eukaryota, Metazoa, Chordata, Mammalia, Carnivora, Mustelidae. The coding region runs from base 12 to 404 and encodes 130 amino acids. Gene Ontology annotation, molecular function: DNA binding; protein heterodimerization activity; structural constituent of chromatin.
UUGGUCUCGGGAUGUCCGGACGCGGGAAGCAGGGCGGGAAGGCGCGCGCCAAGGCCAAGACGCGCUCGUCGCGGGCGGGUCUGCAGUUCCCGGUGGGCCGCGUGCACCGCCUGCUCCGCAAGGGCAACUACUCGGAGCGCGUCGGGGCCGGCGCGCCCGUGUACCUGGCGGCCGUGCUCGAGUACCUGACGGCCGAGAUCCUGGAGCUGGCGGGCAACGCGGCGCGCGACAACAAGAAGACGCGCAUCAUCCCGCGCCACCUGCAGCUGGCCAUCCGCAACGACGAGGAGCUCAACAAGCUGCUGGGCCGCGUCACCAUCGCGCAGGGCGGCGUGCUGCCCAACAUCCAGGCUGUGCUGCUGCCCAAGAAGACCGAGAGCCACCACAAGGCCAAGGGCAAGUAGAAUCUUGGUUCACCUUGCCACCCCAGCUCUUCCCUGCCUAACCAAAGGCUCUUUUAAGAGCCACUUACUACUCUGAAGAACUGAGCGCUUCGAAAAACCUUCAUCCUUUGUAUUUUCAAAAAUAAUCUAACAGCAUUUAACACCAACCACACAACUUGGAAAAAAGAAAUUUAAAGUUCGCUUUUAUAAAGCCCUAAGUUUUUGUUUUUAUUAAGAUUUUAUUUAU